Lasiodiplodia theobromae is the source of this 984-nucleotide messenger RNA. RefSeq names its product Cytochrome P450. The record is from RefSeq and is a predicted model, not a curated record. Lineage: Eukaryota; Fungi; Ascomycota; Dothideomycetes; Botryosphaeriales; Botryosphaeriaceae. The transcript is spliced from 3 exons. Bases 1 to 984 code for a protein of 327 amino acids.
AUGCUGUCCGCCGAGAAGAUUCAAGCACUUCCAGCGCCCAAACUGGAGGCGGAUCUUGCCCCGCUCCCACCGCCACCUCGGUACAUCCAGCACAAAAGGCACCCGCGGGAGGAGCAGACCGUUGCCGAAGUUGAUGGUUGGUUUCUACAGCACUGGCCUUUUGCGAGCGAGAAAGCGCGCAAGAAGUUCGUUGCCGCCGGCUUCUCGACAGUCACUUGCCUCUACUUCCCGCUCGCAUUAGAUGACCGCAUCCAUUCCGCCUGCCGCCUACUGACCAUCCUCUUUCUGAUUGAUGACAUCCUCGAGGACAUGAACUUCGCCCAGGGCAAGGCGUACAACGACCACCUGAUGCCGAUAAUGCGUGGAGACGUCGCUCCGGACCCGUCCGUGCCCUGCGAAUGGAUGAUGCACGAGAUAUGGGACGAGAUGCGCAAGGCGGACCGGCAGCUGGCCGACGAGAUCCUCGAGCCCACCUUCACCUUCAUGCGCGCCCAGACGGACAAGGAACGCAUGCGCAUCACCUCAUUGGGCCAAUACCUCGAGUACCGUGAGCGCGAUGUCGGCAGAGCGCUCCUAGCCGCCCUCCAGCGCUACGUCAUGGCCCUGCAUCUGUCGCCCACGGAGCUGGCGUCGGUGCGCGAGAUCGAGAUGAACUGCUCCAAGCACCUCUCGGCGAUGAACGACAUCCACAGCUUCGACAAGGAGCUGCGGCAGGCCGAGGUCGGCGACCCGGAGGGCUCCUUCCUGUGCACCGGCGUCAAGGUGGUCAGCGACGAGAGCGGCCUCGACUACGACGCCUCGAAGCGCGUGCUCUACCUCAUGUGCCGCGAGUGGGAGCUCGUCCACAAGAGGCUGGAGCAGCAGCGCCGCGCCGCGCCGGGCUUCUCGCCCGCCCUUGAGCUGUACAUCAAGGGCCUCGAGUAUCAGAUGGGCGGUAAUGAGCAGUGGAGCGAGACUACGGACAGGUACCGGUCGCGGUCCUAA